AUGGCCGAGGAAGCACCCAAGGUUUUGGUGAGGCAUGACGAUGCCGAGGCGUUCGUCGUAAACCUGCUGGUGGCUGUGGGUGUGAGCGCGAAACACGCCCAGACCAUCGCCCACGGCCUCGUGCAGGCUGAUUUGCGCGGGGUCGAAAGCCAUGGCAUAAACCGCUUGCCGUCGUACCUGGCCCGGGUCCGGAACGGGGUUCUGGACCCCAAGGCCGAGCCGGAGCUGACGCAGGUCACGCCUGUCGUUGCGCAGGUCGACGGCCACAACGGCUUUGGCUUCCCCGCCGCGCAUCUCGCCAUGGAAACGGCCAUCUCCAUGGCCCGGACCUUCGGCAUCGGCAUGGUGAGCGUCAAGCACAGCAACCACUUUGGCAUGUCCGCCUGGCUCGUCCGCCAAGCCGUCGACGCCGGCAUGAUGAGCCUCGUGUUUACAAACUCAUCCCCGGCCCUGCCCGUUUGGGGCGGCAAGACGAAGCUGAUAGGUGUCUCCCCUAUCGCCUGUGGCGCGCCAGGCGGCGAGAACUCGGUUCCCUUUAUCUUGGACAUGGCGCCAUCGGUCGCGGCACGCGGAAAGAUCUAUAAAGCCCUGCGCCGGGGCGAGAAGAUACCCAUGGACUGGGCGUUGGACGCCGACGGGAAGCCAACCGACGACCCGGAGAAGGCGCUCCAGGGAGUCAUGCUGCCCAUGGGCGGGCCCAAGGGGUCGGCCCUGGCCAUCAUGAUGGAUGUUUUCUCUGGCGUGCUGUCCGGCUCUGCGUUUGCGGGCGGUGUCACGGGCCCGUACGACAUGUCCAAGCCGGGUGACGUUGGGCAUUUCAUUAUUGCCCUCAAGCCAGAUCUCUUUAUGAGCCUGGAGGAGUUCAAGCAGCGCAUGGAUAUUCUCUAUCAACGUGUGGUGGGAUCAGACAAGAUGGAAGGAGUGGAGAGGAUCUACUUCCCCGGCGAGAUUGAACAGCUGACAGAAGCGCGCAGGCUGAAGGAAGGGAUUCCGUUUGUGCAGAGCGAAAUCGACGCUCUCGAUGCAGAAGCUGAGAGGUUGGGCGUGGCAAAGAUUCGGCGCGGCCUUUAA
This is a messenger RNA of Thermothielavioides terrestris NRRL 8126, 1071 nucleotides long. RefSeq lists its product as uncharacterized. Gene Ontology annotation, molecular function: oxidoreductase activity. The transcript has 3 exons. NCBI's taxonomy places the organism in Eukaryota, Fungi, Ascomycota, Sordariomycetes, Sordariales, Chaetomiaceae. Bases 1 to 1071 code for a protein of 356 amino acids. The record is from RefSeq and is a predicted model, not a curated record.